Molecule: messenger RNA, 2157 nt
Organism: Entamoeba nuttalli P19
Lineage: Eukaryota; Evosea; Mastigamoebida; Endamoebidae
Product: heat shock protein 90, putative
Exons: 1
Coding region: 1-2157 (718 amino acids)
Biological process (GO): protein stabilization; protein folding; cellular response to heat
Cellular component (GO): cytosol; plasma membrane; protein-containing complex
Molecular function (GO): ATP binding; ATP-dependent protein folding chaperone; ATP hydrolysis activity
Source: RefSeq, a predicted model, not a curated record
AUGGGAAAUAGAAAAGAUCAAUCAUUAGAAGUAGAAAUGACUGAAACAUAUCAAUUCCAAGCAGAAAUUAAUCAAUUAUUGUCAUUGAUUAUUAAUGCAUUUUAUUCAAAUAAAGAUAUUUUCUUAAGAGAAUUAAUUUCAAAUUGUUCAGAUGCACUUGAUAAAAUUAGAUAUCAAUCACUUCAAGAUAAAAGUGUUCUUGAAGCUGAACCCGAAUUAGUUAUUAGAAUUACAGCAGAUAAAGAUAAUAAACAAUUAAUUAUUGAAGAUACAGGUAUUGGAAUGACAAAAGCUGAUUUAAUUAAUUGUCUUGGUACUAUUGCAAGAUCAGGAACAAAGACAUUCAUGUCAAAGAUUAUUGAAGGAACAGCUGAUGUUUCUAUGAUUGGACAAUUUGGAGUUGGAUUUUAUUCAUCAUAUCUUGUUGCAGAGAAAGUAACUGUUAUUACAAAAAAUAAUGAUGAUGAACAAUAUAUUUGGGAAUCAUCAGCAGGAGGAGAAUAUACAAUUACACUUGAUGAAAGUGGAGAAAGAUUAAAGAGAGGAACAAAGAUUAUUUUAAAACUUAAAGAAGAUAUGCAAGAAUAUCUUGAAACAAAGAAGAUUCAAGAAAUUAUUAAGAAACAUUCAGAAUUUAUUCAAUAUCCAAUUAUGUUAUAUGUUACAAAAGAAACUGAAGAAGAAGUAACAGAUGAUGAAGCUGAAGAAAAGAAAGAAGAAGAAACAAAAGAAGAAGAUAAGAAGGAAGAAGAUGUUAAAAUUGAAGAUGAUAAGAAAGAAGAAGAAAAACCAGCAAAGAAAACAAAGAAAGUAAAAAAAGUUACACAUGAAUGGGAACAAGUUAAUAAACAAAAACCAAUUUGGACAAGAAAUCCAAGUGAAAUUACAAAAGAAGAAUAUGCAUCAUUCUAUAAAACUAUUUCUAAUGAUUGGGAAGAUCAUCUUGCAGUUAAACAUUUUUCAGUUGAAGGACAAAUUGAAUUUACAGCAUUAUUAUUUGUUCCACAAAGAGCACCAUUUGAUAUGUUUGAAACUAAGAAGAAACCAAAUAACAUUAAAUUAUAUGUAAGAAGAGUCUUUAUUAUGGAUGAUUGUAGAGAAUUAAUUCCUGAAUGGUUAGGAUUUAUUAAAGGAGUAGUUGAUUCAGAAGAUCUUCCAUUGAAUGUAUCAAGAGAAAUGUUACAACAAAAUAAGAUUCUUAAAGUUAUUAGAAAGAAUCUUGUAAAGAAAUGUCUUGAAUUGUUUGUAGAAAUAUCAGAAAAUAAAGAAGAUUUCAAAAAAUUCUAUGAAGCAUUUGGAAAGAAUCUUAAAUUAGGUAUUCAUGAAGAUUCAACAAAUAGAGAUAAAAUUGCAGAAUUACUUAGAUUCUAUUCAUCAAAGAGUGGAGAAGAUAUGACAUCAUUCAAAGACUAUAUUGCAAGAAUGAAAGAAAAUCAAAAAGAAAUAUACUUCAUUACAGGAGAAAGUAAGAAAGCUGUUGAAACAUCACCAUUUGUUGAAGGAUUUGUUAAGAAAGGAAUUGAAGUACUUUACAUGACAGAUCCAAUUGAUGAAUAUGCUAUGCAACAACUUAAAGAAUUUGAUGGAAAGAAACUUGUUUGUAUUACUAAGGAUGGAAUUAAAGUAGAAGAAACUGAAGAAGAAAAGAAAGAACAAGAAGCUAAAGAAAAAGAUAAUGAAGAAUUAAGCAAAGUAGUUAAAGAAAUUCUUGGAGAUAAGAUUGAAAAAGUAGUAAUUUCUAAUAGAUUAGUUAAUUCCCCAUGUGCACUUGUUACAGGAGAAUAUGGAUGGAGUGCUAAUAUGGAAAGAAUUAUGAAAGCACAAGCAUUAAGAGAUAAUUCUAUGAGCACAUACAUGGUUUCUAAGAAAACACUUGAAAUUAAUCCAGAUCAUCCAAUUGUUCAAGAAUUAAGAAAGAGAGUCCAUACUGAUAAUAGUGAUAAAACCGUUAAGGAUCUUGUUGUAUUAUUAUUUGAAACAGCAUUAUUAUCAUCAGGAUUUUCAUUAGAUGAACCAGCUGCAUUUGCUGGUAGAAUUUAUAGAAUGGUUAAACUUGGAUUGUCUCUUGAUGACAAAGAAGAAGAACAAGCAACUGAAGCAGUUCCAGCUGUUGAAGAAACACCAAUUGAAGAUUCAAAGAUGGAAGAAGUUGAUUAA